UCGAGUCCGUGCUACAGAAAAGCAGCAGAAAAGUUCCGUCAGCAGCUCUUCUUCGAUUCCUCAAAUAGGCCUAAGGAUUGUGAAAAGUGAUGGAAAAAUGGGUUUCCUCAUUUCAUUUCCGUUUUAUUUCACUGGUGCUACGAAUUAAGCUUCAACAGUUCUAGAUUUCGAAGGAGGUAUAUCUGCGGAGUGUUUAAAUUUCAAUGCCUUAUACUGCAUUAGUGGUUUGUCGCAAAGGUGAAAAUCUUUACAGGAUGCUUCCGACGCCUCAAGAGAAAAUGUUAAAACAAAAAGGAAGUCUAUUUAAACUAGCAGAACUUUAAUCUACCAGAAUAAAUCAAUCGGAUUGAGUGUAUAUACAUGCCCCAAAGGCAGGGUGCAGCAAGAAGUGCCGAGAUCCGAUUAAUGUGACUGCUGUAAUAGUGAUGGUGUUCGGAGUGAAAUAAAACUCCACUAAAGUGAAUUACCCGAGGGAAAUGCUGUCCUUCCUGAUAGUCCUGUCGAGUCCAAACGAGCUCGACAGCUAGAAAGAAAACGUGUGUGUGCAGUGUUCCAACAAUAAAGCCCGUGCAGACUCGCAGAGAAAGAAAAUAUAUGGUGCAAGGCGUCGGCGUGUCUCCCGGAGGUUUGGGGUGCUGAAGGAACGCCGUCGUCGCUAAUUUGGAUACUUUCUAAUGGGAACGUUAACGUCGUCCUCGUCGACGGCCACCACCAUCCCUGCUUCGCGAUCGAAAAUCAGUGGCACCAGCCAUGAAGAAGAAACGUCUGAAGCCCAUUCCACUGCGACAACGGUUGCAGUACCAGCAACGACGGCGUCGGCGACGUCAACGAUGGAACGGCACAGCCGGACUGACGCCAGCGGUCGGUCGGCGGCCCUGGAACGCGCCUACGUGCACGACGUCUACGAACACUGCGAAGAUUCGGUUGGCCAAGUGCGACCCAAGGUGGCACAAUUCCUAGCAGGACUGGAACCCGGCUCCGUGGUGUGCGAUGUGGGCUGCGGCAGUGGCCGGUACCUAGCCGGAUUCAACCCGAUGAUUUGCACAAUCGGCGCGGACCGGUGCUAUCGACUGUCCAAGGUCGCACACGGGAAGGGAGGAGAGGUGGCGAUAUGUGAUAACCUGGAGCUGCCGUUCCGUGACGAAUCGUUCGAUGCAGUCCUGUCGUUGGCGGUGGUGCACCAUUUCGCCACAACCGAGCGUCGCGUCGGGGCCAUUCGGGAGCUGGCCCGAAUCCUGCGGAUCGGUGGGCGUGUCAUCAUCACUGUGUGGGCCCUAGAGCAACGGCACCGACGGUUCGAGUCGCAGGAUGUGCUGGUUCCGUGGCAGCCACCGCGUACGAAAAAUUCCGCCAUUUCCGACGAGGAGGACGACGAUGACUUUCUGCCGCCGUACCACGCCUACACGGAGGAUUCCACCAACUCGAGUCGCUCGGCCGGUGACGGGGACAGCUCCAGCCUGUCGUCGUCGUCGCCGGGCGAAACGUGCUACAGUUUUGUGCGGAGAGCGAUACAGAAGCUAGCCGGCAGCAAAAAGAGCCCGUGGUUCCUGGAAUCGUGGAGCUCGCGGGAAACGAAACAAGACAGCAGUCUGGACUACGAGGACGCCAAGGACCUGCCGAUUGAGCUGCGGCGCCUGGAGGAUUUCGACGACAUACCGGAGCCGCCGCUGUCUGCUGGCCUGAAAAGCCGGAGCUUAGGUAGUAUAUUAAAUCCACCACCAAAAACCAUAGUUAGAUCACGUUCAAGUGUACCAAGUUUAGGUGCUCAAAUACCUGAAUCGCGUGCAACACCUGCUGAGCCGUCAGCAUCCCGAAGACCAAAACUAGUAAAACAGAAACAAUCAUUGUGUGAUGACGUAGAUUACAAGCUGAACGAAUCGGCGCAGGCCUACCGGGAUCACAUCCUGCGGAACGACUCACGGAUCCAGCUGCUGCGUAAGCAAAGCUCACUGAACGAAGAACUGAUGGCCGAGAGUCGGUUGCGUGAAAAGGAUCGGAUCCGGAAGCGAAUACAAAAGCAGAUGUCUCUGAACGAGACAUUCCUGUGCCGGUCGCUAUUUACCAAGCGACUUCAAGUGAUCAAGGAAGGCUUGACCACAAAACUGAAGACAUCCACCGGAAGCUUGGAACGCGUGACAAAGAAUGGGUUCGUGAAAAUCAUGCAAAACAUCAAAGCGUCGGCCCAGUCACACCACAGUCACAAUCACGCGCAAGGCCGCUCCUACGACCCACACAAUCCCGGUUACAUGCCGCACGGUCAUGAUGGUCGCCACGGGAGCUAUCACGUUUCCAGAAGCAAUUCCAUCAACAACAAUGGCGGCAGCAAUGGCAGCGGCAGCACUAACGGUAACGACAAGCUCCACGGGAUGGGCACCAGCCAGGAUGACUCGAAACCUCGUCGCCAUUCGCGGGAAAGUGGCUCCGAAAGUUUUCGUUCCACUUUCAUUAAACGACAACGUUUCGCGGAUUCUUCUAAGGACAGCAGUCUGCAAAGCGAUACCAGUAUUGAGUCCGAAGAUAGUUUUGCCUCUGUGAUCUUCAUUCCGAAACCAGACCAACAGCAACAGCAAGGAAGUGGAACGAGUGAUGGCUUUGGUCCUGGUCCCACGCGAAUGCCUUCAGGGCCGACGUCUCCCUUGAUUAUGCCCUGCCCAACGCCAGCACAUUCACCAGCACCACCACGCACAAAAUUCAGCCCCCCGAAUGGCAACGGCAAUGGUGGAAACGGUGGAUGCGAAUUUAGCCAAUUUACUUUCGAUGAUACUUCAUUAUUUCCUAAGUUCGAGGAAAUAGCUUCCUCUCCAUCAUCUGUAAAUAAUGCAUCUAGUACUAAUAUUAAAAUUCUUAAAUCCCCGCCUUCAACUGCUUUGGCUAGUACGAGUUCAACGACCACAAUCGCUUCCAGCAGUAGCAAGUCUACGACUAGUAACAGCAGUGCUCAUAGCAGUAGUAGCAAAUUGACAACGACGACGACGACGACGACAACAACGCAAGUACCCAAAUCUACGGUUCAGAAAAUAACUCGGCAGCAAAUCAAAGACCUGCCUCCGAUUCCAAAGUUUAAAAAGAAUUAUCCAAUCCUGCGCCGGCAAACAUCUACCGGAGCUCCAGUAGUGCCAAAACUGUUAUCUUUGGAACUAUUCAAUCCGGAAACGGACGACCUGGACAGCGACUCCAGUGAGCCAUCGUCGCCGGAUUCUAUCGACAGUGUGAUAAGCGCGCUUCGACCACCAGUUUCACCGCAGCCAUCAACAGCACAAAAGCAACCGGCACAAACAGAGGCACCCAGUAUUCCUCCAUUGAUAGAGGCAGCAGCCGUUGUAGCACAUAAGCUGGAAGAUACCGUGGAACUGGUGAUACGAGAAAGCGAAAAUAAGCCAAAACUACUUAACGGGUUACCAGAAUCACAAGAAAGCGUUGAUGGAACGAAACCUGAUGAUGAAUCAUCUUGUCGACAACAUUUGGUAGAUUUUGCUGAGAAGUUAAGUGCUCAGCUUCUGAAAGAGCUGGACAACGAGAAGCAGCAGAAUGAGAGCAGUUUCGACGACGACGAUGACGUAUUCAGCGAGAGCAGGUUCAAGCAGAAAACUAUAACACUUGCAGAUGCGCAACACAUAACGGAUCCCUAUUUGAAGAAGUUGAACGGUGAUUUGCGGGAUCUGAACUUGCUUCGUGCAGAAUUGCGGGAAAGGCGACUAAUGCUGGCGAACUUAAGUCAUCUUGGGUCUAGUGGAUUGGGCGGAAGUAACGAUUCACUCGGUCCCAGUUACGGUUCUUCGAUGACCCCAAUAAUACAAGAAGAAACCGAUGAUGAAGAAGAGCUGAACAAUUCGUGCGAACCCGAGCUGGAAGAUCGGGACAGUGUGCAUUCACUCCGAGGAAACAUGAAGAAUCUCAAUAAAAACGAUGAGUUUGUCAUCAUUCCCGAACUGGACGAAGAUGACGCAGAUCUAUCAAACGAUACAGCUUUACUGAUACAGGAAGAAGAUAGCACGGAAGAGCAUCUUCAAAACAUUGACGUAGACCUUUUAGGCAGUAACAACAGUAACAAUAAUAGUACGAAUGAUAGCCACUUAACUAGCAGUAGUCAUAGUCUACCCCUCAAAACUAUAAAUCUGAGUUCUACUCAGCUAGGUGUAAAUAUUGGUAACUCACAACUACACAAGAAAACUGAAUGCACAUUCAACCAUGGCAGCAAUCACAGUAGAACCACUCCCAAAGUGUCGACCUCGGGAGUGACUUGCGUCGCAGAACCCAGUGAAGUAACCGGCAACAAAAAGUUACCCGACACGAACAAAUCAUCGAUUGAAUCUCAUACCAGCGUUGAUUCCUGGGCCCAUUCGACGAGUUCGGCCUCGCUGGAUAGUCCCUCGGUGGGCGGUGCCGCGACCCACCACCGCUACUAUCACGUAUUCCGAGAGGGUGAGCUGGACGCUCUGAUCAACCAUCACGUGGCCAGUCUUCACAUCGUGUCAUCGUACUACGAGCGGGCAUCGUGGUGCGUGGUAGCCGAAAAGGUGCAGGUUUGGACCAUCUAAGACUCUGAGGUGUUCCAGGUUUUCGACGGACAUUUAUGGCAUUCAACACAUGGAUGUUUUAAAGCUGCUUGCCAUUACUAAUAUUGAAUUGUUCGAAAAGCCGUUAAGAUCUUCAAAACAUACGAGACUUCUUAUCUGUGAAAUCGGCUCCGAGGAGCCGGAAACCAACUUGAACAAUUGAGUAAGUGAAACAUUAUAGAUCAAGAUAAUUACGACUAAACGAGAAAAGGCUCUAAAACUGUAUUAUUUGUCUCUGUGAUUCAUAUAUUUAAAACAAUAGUAAGUAAAUAGAUAUAGUCAGAACAAAUCGAUAUAUGAAAUAAUUAUGAUCUACAAAGCAGCAUUACUUUACCGUGAAAUAUUCUUUCUGUGAAUGUUAAUUCGAUUCCAUUUGAUAAUCAGUCCGACAAAUUAUCACCAAUCAUUAAUAUUACGAUUUGGUAUCACUAAAGCCUGAUCAAAGUAAAUAUCUAUGUGAUGAAACGAAGUUUCGAAUUGGUAUUCCAGUUUAUUUUUCACCCCCUGUAUGGUCAAUACUAUGGUUAGUCUCUCUUCAAUAAAACUGGAAAACGUUCUUGUGUGAAAAACUUGACUAGGAUUUGAUCUUCCUAGCAGCUUUUCUGUGUCUCAGGUUUUUCUAUGCUUUCUAUGCUAUGCAACAUUGGCUCCACAAAUUGACAACCAUCGUCUAUGAUAAUUUUUUUUUUGCGUUGUGAACGAUGGAUGGUUCUCCCAACAGCUGAUGCAACUCGUGGUUCAUUCGCCUCAUCCACGUACCGUCCGCCAUCUGCAAACCUACCAUAGAUGGUACGCAGCACUUUCCUUUCGAAAACUCCCCGUGCACGUUGGUCCUCCACGAGCAUCGUCCAGGUCUCGUGUCCGUAGAGAACUACCGGUCUAAUAAGCGUUUUGUAGAUAGUCAGUUUGGUAUGGCGGCGAACUCUAUUCGAUCGGAGUGUUUUGCGGAGUCCAAAGUACGUACGAUUACCUGCCAUGAUACGUCUCCAAAUUUCUCUGCUGGUAUUGUUAUCGUUAUCGGUUAUUAGUGAGCCCAAUUACACGAGUUCUUCAACCACCUCGAUUUCGUCACCACCGAUAGAAACUCGUGGUGGGUGGCUUACAUUGACCUCUCUUGAAUCUCUUCCUGUCAUGUACUUCGUCUUCCACGUGUUGAAGACUACCCAAUCAACACAAAAUCGUAUAUGAUGCAAUAUAAGAUGCUAAAGUGGAGGCGAUAUACGUACAUAUUGUAUGGGAAAGUACCUAUAUGGCCUCCACUUCAGCAUCUUAUGUGAUAUCAUAUACGAUCUUGUGUUGACUGGGUAGUCCAAUCCGUUUAGCUUCAGUCUGAUGUAGGCUUCCUCCAUCCUCUCAAAGUUACGUGCCAUGAUAUCAAUGUCGUCGGCGAAAUCAAAUAACUGGACGGACUUCGUGAAGAUCGUACCACUCGUGUCAAUCCCUGCCCUUCAUAUUACACCCUCCAAAGCGAUGUUGAAUAGCAUACCAGAAAGACCAUCACCUUGCCGUAACCCUCUGCGCGUUUCGAAGGGUCUCGAGAAUGCCCCAGAAACCCGAACUACGCUCAUCACCCGAUUCAUCGUCGCCAUAAUCAACCGUAUCAGUUUAUCCGGAAAUCCGUUUUCGUGCAUGAGCUGCCAUAGCUGGUCCCGAUCGAUUGUAUCAUAUGCGGCUUUGAAGUCGAUAAAUAGAUGAUGUGUGGGCACGUUGUAUUUACGGCAUUUCUGCAAUACCUGACGUACGGCGAACACCUGGCCUGUGGUAGAGCGUUCACCCAUAAAUCUUGCCUGGUACUGCCCCACCAACUAUUUUGCAAUUUGUGUUAGUCGGCGGUAUAAAAUUUGGGAGAGUACCUUGUAGGCGGCGUUCAGCAAUGUGAUUGCGUGGUAGUUACUUCAAUCCAACUUAUCGCCCUUUUGGUAGAUAAGACACACGACUCCUUCCAUCCACUACUGCGGCAAAACCUCAUCCUCCUAAACCCUGGUAAUCACCCAGUGCAGCGCUAUAACCAGUGCCUCACCACCGUGAUUAAACAGCUCUCCUGGUAGUUGGUCAACUCCAGGGGCUUUGUUGUUUUUCAGCUGGCCGAUCUCCUCCUGGAUUUCCUGGAGAUUCGGAACCGAAAGUCACAUGUCCUGCGCGCGUGCUCCUAGAUAAUUUCCAUUCCGCCACCACUGUCUGCCACAUCGUAGUGCUGCCGCCACCUUUGGAUCACCUCACGCUUGUUUAUAAGGUUCCCGUUUAUGUCCUUACACAUAUCGGGCUGUGGCACGUGGCCCUUACGUGAACGGUUUAACUUCUCAUAGAAUUUUCGUGCGUUAUUAGCGCGGUACAGUUGCUGCGCCUCUUCACGGUCUCGAUCUUCCUGCUGGCGCUUUUUCCUCCGAAAAAUCGAGUUUUGUCUGUUCCGCGCCGUUUGUAUCGUGCCUCGUUCACCCUCGUGCGGUGUUGCAGCAAUCUCGUCCAUGCUGCAUUCUUCUCUUCAACUAACUGCUCACAUUCGCCAUCAUACCAGUCGUUUCUCUGAUCCGGGGGCACCGUGCCUAGUGUAGCGGUUGCGGUUCUACCAAUGGCGGAUCGAAUAUCUCUCCAGCCAUCUUCAAGAGAAGCUGCGCCUAGCUGCUCUUCCGUUGGGAGUGCCACUUCAGGCUGCUGCACGUAUUUUUGGGCUAGUCUACCGUCUUGUAGCCGCGCAAUGUUAAGCCGCGGCGUCCGACUUCGACGCGUGUUGUACACUGUCGAGAGUUUUAAGCGUAGGCAUACUGCAACGAGGUAGUGGUCGGAUUCAACAUUUCCACUGCGGUAAGUUCGUACGUUCGUGAUGUUGGAGAAGAAUUUACCGUCGAUUAGAACGUGGUCGAUUUGGUUUUCCGUUUCUUGGUUAGGUGAUCUCCAUGUGGCCUUGUGGAUAUUUUUGCGGGGAAAGAAGGUGCUUCGGACUACCAUUCCGCGGGAGGCUGCGAAGUUUAAGCAUCGUUGACCGUUGUCAUUCAAUACGGUGUGCAGACUAUCCGGUCCGAUAACCGGUCUAAACAUUUCCUCCCUUCCUACCUGUGCGUUCAUGUCACCGAUAACGAUUUGGACGUCCCGCAGUGAGCAUCCAUCGUAUGUCUGUUCCAGCUGUGCGUAGAACGCUUCUUUCUCGUCGUCGGGUCUUCCAGCUUCCUUCGUGUGGGCAGUGCACGUUGAUGAUGCUAUAGUUGAAGAAACGGCCUUUAAUUCUCAGCUUGCACGUCCUUGCGUUGAUUGGCUGCCACCCAAUGACACGAUGGCACAUCUUACCCAGCACUAUGAAGCCGGUUCCCAGCUCGUUGGUGGUGCCACAGCUUGGUAGAAGGUAGCCGCUCGAUGCCCGCUUUUCCACACUUUCUGUCCUGUCCAGCAAAUCUCCUGCAGCGCCACGACGUCGAAGUUGCGAGGAUGUAAUUCAUCGUAGAUCAUCCUGUCGCAACCUUGCGAAACCUAGCGACUUGCAGUUCCAUGUUCCAAACUUCCAAUCGUGAUCCUUUAUUCGUCGCCUAGGUCUUUGUCGAUUAUAUCGAGUCGCAUUAUCUCUUAUAUUGUUCGUAAUGAUUGGUUUUCCAGGCGGCUUAUUGAGCCUGCGCAAACCUCCUGUCUUGUCGGAGGACCGUCGUGUCAGGGCUGUUUAGCGUCCCACCUAACACCAGGACUUGGGCUUGUGCGCUUUGAGCGGCACACGGUCGCUUUGGUGGGGCCUACUUGCGGAUACAUGCAGCCUUGCAUGCAGCUUUUUAUAGGAAUUGACUGGGCCCACUGUCAAACCCCACCACAUCCUAGGCAAGCCCCACAACUCGUAGAUGGUCUGGGGAGGGAUCGUCAAGCCCUUGGACAUAGUCCCUGCUGCCCUGAAGAGAAAAAGUAGUGAAUUUCUAAUCCCACAGACCAAAAAUUAUCUGACUAGGGAAAAUUAUAACGUUUUAGAUGCAUUGUAAUUCAAAUUCCCUAUGUUCCCAAGGUGAUAGCACCAAUAGUAAUGAUUGGGACUUGGGAGCGAUGACAAUGGCAUUUGUUUUGGAACUUUCCUUUGUGCUGAACCUUUGUGCUGAAAAGUCCGCACGAAAGUUAGCCACAAACUUCAAACAAGCGUAUAAGCACUCAGCAAAAUAGGUAGGUGGAGUGGUAGUUAGAAGGAAAAAAAAGAGAGAAUAGCGAGAGAGAGAGAGAAUAUUUUUCCUUAAAAUACGUAUAUUUUUCGACUUGCUAUGCGUAUUCGUGAGCGAGGUUUGUUAUGGGAUUCGAAAGUGUUGGACUUUGGGGAGACUUGAUCCCCCUUUUAUGAUAUCUUCAUAAAUAUUUUUUUCAAAAAAACCUUCCAUCAAAUUUAUGAAAUCUAUAAAAAAUUAGACACCUGAGACCAAACUAUAUUUUUUUUGAAUUUUUUCGCCAAUUAAUGCGAGAUCAAGUGUCAUUUUUAUUUUUUCACGCAUGCUGCGACGCAGCAAAGCUAAAUCAACAAGAAUGACAGUUGUGCGCCGCCUCCGUAUCGAGUUGUGUGCCCCCGAAAACGUGAGCACUUUGAAACUUGGAUUCCGUGAGGAGUGACCGUAACAACUCAAAAUCCAAAAUCUAAAAAUUGUGGAGGAAUGUUGACAUUUUUUCAGUAUAGGUAUUAGCCACAAACUUCAAACAAGCGUAUAAGCACUCAGCAAAAUAGGUAGGUGGAGUGGUAGUUAGAAGGAAAAAAAAAAGAAUAGCGAGAGAGAGAGAAUAUUUUUCCUUAAAAUACGUAUAUUUUUCGACUUGCUAUGCGUAUUCGUGAGCGAGGUUUGUUAUGGGAUUCGAAAGUGUUGGACUUUGGGGAGACUUGAUCCCCCUUUUAUGAUAUCUUCAUAAAUAUUUUUUUUCAAAAAAACCUUCCAUCAAAUUUAUGAAAUCUAUAAAAAAUUAGACACCUGCGACCAAACUAUAAUUUUUUCGCCAAUUAAUGCGAGAUCAAGUGUCAUUUUUAUUUUUUCACGCAUGCUGCGACGCAGCAAAGCUAAAUCAACAAAAAUGACAGUUGUGCGCCGCCUCCGUAUCGAGUUGUGUGCCCCCGAAAACGCGAGCACUUUGAAACUUGGAUUCCGUGAGGAGUGACCGUAACAACUCAAAAUCCAAAAUCUAAAAAUUGUGGAGGAAUGUUGACAUUUUUUUCAGUAUAGAUCAUUUUACAUAUGUAUGGCUAUGUGCUGUGAAAAACCCAUAGCAUUUGGUCACUAUUAUGCAAAGUUAUUCAAAUUUUGCAUGGCCACUAAACAAAUAGCUAGGAGGGUCUUAAAAUAAAAACCGCCCUAUAAAAUCAGUACGGUUCUCUAUCCAAAACAUAAGUUACUACGUAAUCAUCAUUUGUCCGGAGAAUCUGUACUAAAAAUAUGGUUGACAAAGACUACACAGGAUUCGGUUUUUACACGAUUUUUUUUCGCUCUUAAUUUUGAUCGAGUGGCUUUAAUUUGCCACCAAAUUCUUUGCAACAUGUAUCAAAAAAUCCUAAAUAAUUCAAUGAAAAAUCACAUAGUUAUUAAUAAUAAGUCCAAAAUUAAUAAAAUGUAAAUCGUGUAAAAACAGAAUCCAGUGUACUUUGGUUUUCGGUACAGUGAACGUUCGCUAAUUGGGGUUUUUCUAGUUGGGGCGUUUUUUAGUUGGGGGUUCGCUAAUUGGGGCGAAACCCAAUUAAAAAGCAGCUAAACGUCAGAAUGUGAUGUCAAAAACGCGUUGACGUUUUGUUUCCGUGUUUGGCGGGAUCGAUAUUUUCUGGCGCGUAAAAUUUUCUUUUGUUCAAUGCAAAAAGUAAACAACAUUGACGCUUGUCAAACCGCCCCAAUUAGCGAACGGCAUUCGCUAGUUGGGGUGAGGUCGUGCCCCAAUUAGCGAACGAUCACUGUAUUUGGGGGGAUCAAGUCUCCUUACCUUCCCCUACCGUUCUUAAUUGACCUUUUCCGUCAAAAAUUGUAUCUAGUUUUUUUGUCUCAGUUAUUUAAUUUAAGAUCAACUUCCCCAAAGAACCCAUAUUUUUUAAAGCCUCUAACUAUUCACGGUUAGAUUACUUUACCUCGGAUACUCUGGUGUUGUUGAUAUUAUUCCCACCCUGGAGAAUUCACUCAUUUUCUCUUAAAAGUGCCUCUACCCAUUAAAAUGGGGAGAGGCACUUUUUUGAUAAAAUGGGUCAAUUUUUCACGGUGGGAAUAAUAUCAAUAAUAAAAAGUGUACCCAUUAAUGGGUAAAUUUAACUAACCGUGUUUUUAAAAUCGAAAAGAAAAACCGAAAAAGUGCUGCACGUGUGGACCGGUCUGAAAAAUUCACCCGAUGUUCGUUCAAAAUCGGGCCAAUAUUAAAAA
Messenger RNA from Armigeres subalbatus, 10891 nucleotides. It is a transcript of the gene fid, whose product is annotated as serine-rich adhesin for platelets. Bases 675 to 4538 code for a protein of 1287 amino acids. NCBI's taxonomy places the organism in Eukaryota, Metazoa, Arthropoda, Insecta, Diptera, Culicidae. Gene Ontology annotation, biological process: tRNA wobble uridine modification; tRNA methylation. Gene Ontology annotation, cellular component: cytoplasm; nucleus. The transcript has 7 exons. Gene Ontology annotation, molecular function: S-adenosylmethionine-dependent methyltransferase activity; tRNA (5-carboxymethyluridine(34)-5-O)-methyltransferase activity; tRNA binding. The record is from RefSeq and is a predicted model, not a curated record.